Messenger RNA from Strongylus vulgaris, 228 nucleotides. Lineage: Eukaryota; Metazoa; Nematoda; Chromadorea; Rhabditida; Strongylidae. The record is from the annotation of a GenBank genome assembly.
AUGGAUGGAUCCGUGAAAACACUCGCAGCCGAUAGUGCAACUACUGCAGGUGAAUUGUGCACCCAAUUAGCACAAAAAGUCGGCCUCAAGGAGAAAUUUGGCUUUAGCUUGUAUAUAGCACUCUUUGACAAGGUGUCAUCUCUCGGUUCUGGUUCUGAUCACGUUAUGGAUGCAAUAUCUCAAUGUGAACAAUAUGCAAAGGAACAAGGUCGGCCGGAGCGGAACGCA